AGCUCCCAUAGAAUACUUGUGUUUCACUAUGACGCCUCCUCAUUACUCACUAUAAAAUUCUCCCACACUAUCCUUUCCUCCAUCAAUCAAACUCUUCCCUCUCCUUAAAAAAAACUCCCUAAACUAAUCAUCCUUCACCACUACAAGAACAUAACAAAAGCAAUGUCAUCUUUCCAUUACCCAUUUACAAUACUAUCUUCCAUUUUCUUCUUCUAUAUCUUCCUAAUCCAAUCACAUUCCACAUUAUCCACACAACUACCAACCGAUUCCUCAAACAAUGCAACCACCCGAAUCCCAGCAUCAACACUCUGCCAAUCCACUCAAUACCCAUCUUACUGCAAAUCCAUCCUUCAAUCCGACAACAAAACCGCCAAUGUCUACGAAUAUGGCAGAUUCUCCUUCAAACGUUCCAUUUCCCAAUCUUCAAAAUUCCUUAAACUCAUCAAUAAAUACCUCCAUAACUCCAAAAAACUCAAACUCACACCUUACGCCAUAGCCGCUUUGCAAGACUGUAAAUUCCUCUCAGAACUAAACCUAGAUUUCUUAACUACCUCGUACAUGACCGUUAACAACAACCCAAACAAAACACUAACUUAUCUAACCGCCGAAGACAUCCAUACAUACCUAAGCUCUGUUCUAACCAAUCAACAAACAUGUUUAGAUGGUAUUGAAGCCAUUAAAUCAUCAUGGUCAUUCGAUCAUGGAAUCACUUCACCAUUAUCGAACGAUGCAAAGCUUUACUCGAUUUCUCUGUUUUUAUACACCAAAGCAUGGAUUCCCAAAAAGGGUUCUUAUAAAUCUAAGUUUAAAUCUCAUCCUCAUCAUACCCAUAAGUUUAAGAUGUCUGAUCGAGUUCAGGGAGUGUUGAGAAAUGAGAGGUUUUUACAGAGUGUUAAUGGCGAUGAUGAUGAUGAUGAAGUGCAGAUAAAUGAUGUGGUGACGGUAAGUUUAGAUGGGAGUGGUAAUUUUACGAGUAUUAAUGAUGCAGUAAUGGCGGCGCCGAAUAAGACAGAAGCAGAAGAUGGGUAUUUUUUGAUUUAUGUUACUGCUGGAGUUUAUGAAGAGUAUGUUAAUAUUGAUAAGAAAAAGAGGUAUAUUAUGAUGAUGGGUGAUGGGAUUAAUCAAACUAUUAUUACUGGUAAUCGGAGUGUUGUUGAUAAUUAUACUACUUUUCAGUCUGCUACUUUUGUUGUGACAGGCACAGGAUUUGUGGGAAUGAACUUAACAAUUCGAAACACGGCCGGUGCAAUAAAACACCAAGCAGUAGCACUCCGAAACGGCGCAGAUUUAUCAGCAUUUUAUAGCUGCAGUUUUGAAGGAUACCAAGACACGUUAUACGCACAUUCCCUAAGACAAUUCUACAAAAAUUGCGACAUUUAUGGCACAGUAGACUUCAUAUUUGGUAACGCAAAUGCUGUAUUCCAAAACUGUAAUAUAUACCCACGUUUACCAUUGCCCUUUCAAUUCAAUGCUAUUACAGCUCAAGGUAGAACCGACCCGAAUCAAAAUACGGGUAUUUCGAUCCAAUAUUGCACUAUACGGGCAUCCGAUGAUCUUGCUUAUAGUAAUGGAACAACCAAGACUUACUUAGGGAGGCCAUGGAAACAAUAUUCAAGGACGGUUUAUAUGCAAACUUAUAUUGAUCGUGUGGUGGACCCUACGGGUUGGAGGGCAUGGGAUGGAAGUUUUGCGUUGGAUACUUUGUAUUAUGGUGAGUUUAAUAAUACGGGUCCGGGUUCGAAUCUUAGUGGUAGAAUUGAUUGGAUGGGUUACCAUAUUAUGAAUGCAACUGAUGCUGCUAAUUUUACGGUUUCUACGUUUUUGUUUGGAGAUGAGUGGUUACCUCAAACACAAGUUCCUUAUACUAGUGGCUUGUUUUAGAUUGAAUUUCUUAUUCUUUUAGAGAUGAGUUUUUGUUAUUUUUAACAUUGUUUAUGAAUUUGUAGUUUUGUUGUAUUAAUUGAAAUGUAAUAAAGAUUUAAUAUUUUGAGAAUCUAAGUAAUUUGUAGUUCACGUGCAUGACAAUGUUGCUCUAAUAAAUAAUAAUUAUGUGUGAGGUC
Molecule: messenger RNA, 2060 nt
Organism: Amaranthus tricolor (Joseph's coat)
Lineage: Eukaryota; Viridiplantae; Streptophyta; Magnoliopsida; Caryophyllales; Amaranthaceae
Product: probable pectinesterase/pectinesterase inhibitor 41
Exons: 2
Coding region: 163-1881 (572 amino acids)
Biological process (GO): cell wall modification
Molecular function (GO): pectinesterase inhibitor activity; pectinesterase activity
Source: RefSeq, a predicted model, not a curated record